GAAGGCUGUACAUACAUAUGGAUGUUGUCCAAUACGGUGUCCGGGCGCUUAAUGACCUCAACGCUAGAAGGGGCAGGUGCACUGCGAUACCAUUUGGCAUUGGGCAGCGGCUUUCCACCGACACAGAACAGCGAACAUUACCUCUAUGACCACGCGCGGUUAAUACUUGACUGCAAUCGUCGAACGUCUUGAAGGAAUAGUUCUCUCGGCUGUCUGGUGCAGGGACUGGUGUAAGGCGAAGAUGGGCAGGCUCACUUUCGAGGUCGAUGAUGCGGAACUCUUGAAGACCUACAGCAUAUCCUCUCUUGCGCCGAAGAAAUGGGAGGAGGUCGAUCACGAGAAGGACAACUCCCUCGCAGGCAUGUUGACAGGCAGCGGUGAGGGCGAGCAGGAUCCAUUGGGCCUCCAGGAUGUCAUCGAUGUGCGAGACAUGGACCUCGAAACGAAGACCGCGGUCCUCAUCUCGUCCAAGUCGUUCAACCCAAAGGCAUUCUUAAACGCGGUCCACCCCAAUGCGACCUACCACGACCUCGCUGCAGGAAUCCAGCAUCUGCGGUCGUCCAUUGAUGCCCGUUCCGAAGCAGUGAAGGUGCUCGUAGAGGAGCACUUCAAUCGGUUCGUCGCCGUGAAGGCUUCCACAGAUGCCCUAUACGCGGAAAUGCAGGAGGGUCUCCUAGCGGAGAAGUCUGAGUUCGGCUCAAGACCGGCCAGAGACCACAUCAAGCAGGCUGCUCAGAAGGCAGAUCAAGUCUUUCUCCCUGUCCUGGAAAACGCCAUGAAAGCCCAGAAGCUGCGCACUACGUUGGGUGUAUUCGAACGGUCCAAGUUCUUCUUCAGUUUGCCUGGAACCCUCAUUGAGUUGAUCGAAGCGGGACGCUACGAGGCAGCACUGCGAGACUACAAGAAAGGCAAGUUCCUGCUAGAGACAAGACCCGGGCAGAUAUUGCCCGUAGGUCCGAGAGAUGCUCAAGGGUCCAGCGCGGAGUCACAGCAGAGGAAGAUCCUCAACAAGGUCUGGGGCACCGUGGAGAAGGUGAUGGGCGAGAUGAAGAACCAACUUCUCACAAAAUUGCAAGAGCCCGCGCGCGGCGUAGACGAGCAGGAGAAGACCAUUGAGAUUCUGCUCGAGCUCAACCCUUCAGAUGAUCCGGUGUGGACAUACCUAGACGCGCAACACAAAUAUAUCAUCAACCACAUGCAAGAAACCUACACGACUUCCGUGGAACAUAUUCGGUCCGUUCACAACGCUGCGCUGCCUGUCAUCCGAAGUCCGGACACACUUCCUGGCAUCCUCGCUGGCCAGCUCCAAACAUGUAUUGCGGCAUUAGAAGCAAAACAAGGGGACGUAGUGAUUGCGCAGGCAGGGGCAAUCGAGGUCUGGGCAGCCGUCCUAGGAAUGGUGAAGAAUGUAUCAGAGGUUAUGCUCGCCGCAUUGCCCAACUUCUGGCGGAUCGCUAGGGGCUUCCUCGAUGGGAAGUUGAAGAAGAGUCCGAACACCGGCGGCGGUGCGCGGCGCAGUCCUUCACAGUGUCGCACGAUGGCCCUGGACAUUGUGAAGUUGUACAUCUCGCUGUUGUCCGAGGUCUUCAUGUUCUCUGACAGCCGCGUAUCAUCGCCGCCCAAUACCGUGGCGGAAGCGACGCCGCCCCUACUUCCCCGCGAUUCGAAUUCACUAACGACUGCUCACCAGCUCAUGAGGGUCAUUGGCGAGAUACAGGACAGUGUCAACGAUGUGAACGGCAUGGAUAUCGCGAACGAAGCGAGCUCUAGUCUGAAGGGCCUCCUGGAGAGCGCGAGGUGGAAGUUCGAAGAUAUAGUCAUCCAUGGCUGGCUCAGAGACGCCAAUAUAUUCUAUCACCUGGAGGAAUGGAUAGGAUCCAUCGCUGACCCGUUUACGACACUCUACCUCUCCAAGCUGCGCGCAUUCCAGAAGGAGAUGUCCGCGUGUACCUUCAAGAUCGCCGGCGGAGUUGAUCUGUCGUCCUCCGCUGCGACGUCUUCGUCCCGUUUAGUUAAGCGGAAAGCUGUCGCCCCGGAAUUCACCUCCAAGAUCACGAAGGCUUUCCUGGACUCGCUGUUCGCAGUACUCGAUGGCCUCGUGCAUCUAGCAUCCGAUGAGUCACCACCCGGUGCUGCACUACCAACCGCUGUAUCCGAAGUCACCGGAGCGACGAAAGCCAACCCAUUGGAGCUAGUCAAUAUACAGGACACCGACAACAGGAUACUGCUCGUGGUAUCGAAUAUCGAUCAUCUGAAGCGCAUAUUGAUUCCCAAUAUGGCCACUGAGCUGGGGAACAGUCUAGGCGUGUCUAUGGAGGAAGACAAACGUACGCUCAUGUCGGUCGUGCAGGAACUCGACAAGACGCUGUUCCAGAGUUACGUCAAGCCCAAGUCCGGCGCGCUAAUGGGCAUGGUACGGAAUGGGGUCCUUGACCCCCAGAUGGAUUGGUACGAAACCCCACAACCAAGAGAGAUCCGUCCGUAUAUCUUCGAGAUCCUCAUGUUCCUUGUCGGUGUGCACGCUCAAGUUAGCGCGGCAGCAGCUCCGCUGCUGGAACGCACCCUCAAUGCGCUCGUAGAAGAUGUUGCCGAGGAGGCGCUCCGCUGUUUCCGCCAGGUGAAGCGCUUCGGAAUGGGUGGCAUGCUUAGGGCCACGCUUGAGAUUGAGUUCCUUCACCAAACGCUCUCGCGUUACGUCACUCCCUCCGCGGACCAGACGCUUUCGGAUUUAUACACGAAGAUCUCGCAGGCAUACGCGCGCCGACCCGGCGACGAGAACUUGCAAGCCAACCUGGACGGCGUGAAGAAGACCCUGGCGGAUACGCGCCGUGCCACCGGAAUCGAAUUCUUAUGCUUUAGGCAGACGAAGGAUAAAGCCAAAAAGGAGGGCACUUCCGGCGGGUCGAGGACCAGGGAGAAGAGACGGGAGAAGCAGCCAGAAGCAGGGGGUUAACCAUUCCAGCGGGUCUGGCUCACUCAGUGGGCUUUCUCCGGAGACCCUCGGUGCCUGCCUUGCCAAAGGGGCUAAACGUGCACCUCAUUCGUACUGAUGCGUCUUAUAGACAACUCCGGAACCUUACGAUACCUCGGAUGGAU
This is a messenger RNA of Rhodofomes roseus, 3096 nucleotides long. RefSeq names its product exocyst complex component Sec5-domain-containing protein. NCBI's taxonomy places the organism in Eukaryota, Fungi, Basidiomycota, Agaricomycetes, Polyporales, Fomitopsidaceae. Bases 242 to 2953 code for a protein of 903 amino acids. The transcript is spliced from 17 exons. Gene Ontology annotation, cellular component: exocyst. The record is from RefSeq and is a predicted model, not a curated record. Gene Ontology annotation, biological process: Golgi to plasma membrane transport; exocytosis.